Molecule: messenger RNA, 8583 nt
Organism: Babesia sp. Xinjiang
Lineage: Eukaryota; Apicomplexa; Aconoidasida; Piroplasmida; Babesiidae
Product: putative RNA-binding protein 19
Exons: 9
Coding region: 1-8583 (2860 amino acids)
Biological process (GO): regulation of translational fidelity; 'de novo' cotranslational protein folding
Cellular component (GO): cytosol
Molecular function (GO): ribosome binding; RNA binding; Hsp70 protein binding
Source: RefSeq, a predicted model, not a curated record
AUGAAGACACCGACAAUCAAACAGGCAAGCCCUAGCGAACCUUCCCGUCACUACAUGAAUCGUACUCUUGUUGAGUGCAGCAACAGCUGGUACAGCAAGAAGGCACUCAUCCAAUUCAACGUUGUCGGAGAGUUGAAUAAUUUCGAUAUCGACAGGCUUAACGACAUUUCUUUGGUAUUUACUACCGUGGAAGCUUGCAAAUCCGGCUACCAUUACUGCAAUGACCCUACCAUUACUGUUGCAUUGCAAACAUUCGACGUCGACAGUAGCGGUUAUGUCACUAACACCAAGGUUAUUGACAGCAUCGUCACUCCCGAUGUAAACAUGACAGGUCACCGAUUCAGAAUCACCUUCCCAGACCGGCGUCCCCUUUCGCUAUGCUUGUCGGCCUUUAACAGCGAUCAGGCCGUAGUAUUUAAAUCCGGUAAGGCAGUACGUAGAAUAGAGCCCGCUGGUUUUGCAUUUUUUCUUACUAAGGAGUGGCAGCUGCAGGUCCCUUACCACGAGAUCCCCAAACAAACUGUUGAGAGUGUAGGAGCCUAUCUCUCCGCGGCAAAUCAAGAAUUAUUGGACACAAAAUACACAUACGUCCUGAAAACACAAUGGGCACAGCUACUAGCAGACGGGAAGAAUACCGAUUUUCUCACAGAUGAGACAGAAAUUGAAACUAAAGAUGCACCAAAACAAACUAAAGUCAGCUCUAAGGUCUGUCUGGGACUUGUUAGAGAUUUUGUAGCUAAAAACGAAAACGCAUACGACCUGCUUGACGUGUGCGACUCCGAUGACAUCGCCCAAAUCAAGGCUAACUACAAGAGAAUUGUUCUUUUGUUACAUCCAGACAAGGCAGGACAUACUAGAGUGCCGGAAGACUUGGAAAAGUACGUCACCAAGUACAGGCUCCGUAACAUGUGCGACGAGGAACGCAAACAGCAAUUCAUUCUACUCCAAGACGCGUUCACCAUCCUGAGCGAUCCACAACUUAGGCACGAAUACGAUUGCAGCCUACCAUUUGACGAAACAAUACCCACCAGGGAAGAAGCGAAGGCGGCUAAAGAUUUCUUUUUAUUAUUCAUGCCAAUCUUCGAACUGAACGCCAGCCACGCGGCACCGCAUCUCUUAGAUGACGCUGAGUCACGUGAAGAGAAACGGUGGAUGGAACGUGAAAACCUUAAGGUACAGCGCAAACUAGUCAAGAAGGAACUACUACGCAUACAAAAACUGGUGGACCUUGCUCAGGCCUUGCGUGAGCGUGAGGAGGAGGAAGCCAGGCAGCGUAACGAAAUCGAACUGUCGCAAAACCGCGAACGAUUCGAAAAGCAAAUCGUGAAGAAGUUACGUCAGCAUAUACGAGCAAUCGGCACGAAGAUUCCUAACGGGGUCGAAAUAUCGCAACACUUCGACCGGCUCUCUGAACUGGAAUAUAGUUUUGUCAAGCAAGCAUGUGAGGAGAUCUACAGCCUUUUGGGGCACGGCACAGUCAUUGAAGGGUCCGAUGAAUCGCUACAAUUUGUUAAACGUAUGGACGCUGUAGUCAAAGCAGCUAACAUUGACAAUGCUGAACCUUUCGAGGAUACAUUACGACGCGUAGCAUCACGCAUCUCACCACCCGUGGUGGCACCAGUCCAAGAGACUCAAACAAAUAAAACCAACAAUGAACAAGAGCAAGCACCUGCCACGUGGAGUGCAGAAGAGCUCUCUCGCUUGUCAAAGGCCGUCGAAAUGCACGUGGCGGGGGUCAGCGACAGGUGGAGUUUGAUUGCAAAGCACGUCAAGACCAAGACUUCCGCGCAAUGCAUACAGAUGGCGCGAGAAAUCGCUGCAGGGAAACGUGCCGACGGCAACAUGCCAGCCGUGAAUGUUACAAAUGGCGCCCACGCUGACAUGUGGACCCCUGAGCAACAGAGCGAAUUCGAGGCAGCAUUAGCUAAGUACCCCUCUUCGCUAGAUCCCGCCACCAGGUGGCGUAUGAUAGCAGCAGAAGUACAAGGAAAAACACCAAAGGAGUGUCUCAGCAGAUUCAAAAUGAUCAAGGCAACAAUCGCAGCCGCUGCUGCAAAAAACCAAAUCAGUGAAAGUGCGAUAAUGGGUUGCUACAUGCCGUAUGACUUCUAUAUCGCCUUGUACUCAAUCUUAAGGGUGCAUUGCGAUAUUGAGUCAAGACGCUCAUGUGGUAUUUUUGCAUACAAUUGGCGCAAGAUGAGAGUUGGAAGUAACACCCGCGUGGUCGUCAAAAACCUACCUUUGUCUCUCGAUGAAGCGGGAGUGCAACGUCUUAUAUCGCAAAAGUGCAAAGAUAUAGGAUUGGAACCAACAGAUUGUAAGUUGCUAACCAAAAGAGCAAGGACGGGCACCAAGGGUAAAUUGGCUACCUCCAAGAACACCGACACCUCCAGAGGACUGUGUUUUGUUGGUUUCGCAGAUGAAAAGGGCGCCAACAAGUUCAAGGAUUACUAUGAUGGCACGUACUUCCGCUCAUGUAAGGUGACAAUCGAGUAUUCGAGACCGCCGCCCAAGGAGGUGACCGACACUGAAGAAGGACAGAAAAAACCCGAACGGGUGGUGGACAAGUCACAGUACGAAUCUGCCGACGGAGAAAUAACCACAACUCUGGUUAGACAGGUCCGAAAGUAUACGAAGGCCGGUGUGGCAGGGGAACGUAGACACACGAUAUUUGAGGAUGAAAGGAGCCCAGGUGAUGUGUUAGAAGAGAACGUGCCAUGUCAAAUUGAUUCCGAUAGCGGUGAAGUAGAAUCCAGUGAUCCUGGAAAUUUGGAUAGGGUUAUCCUGUUCAACCUUCCCUACAACGUUACCGAAGCAGCUAUAAGGGAGCUUUGCAGGCCCUUCGGACCCAUUACCGACAUACAUUUACCCCUGAAUUCUCAGGACGACGAAAAUUCGACUGGUGACAAACUAACAAAGGGUUACUGCUAUGUGACGUGGGUCUUCCCUUCGGAUGCGAUUAAAUUCCGUGACGCAAAAAAUCGGAGCAUAUUCUGUGGCCGCAUUAUACACGUUAACUUGGCAAAGCCAAAGAAAAUCAUUAACACAGAGAAUUCGUUAUCGUAUGACAUAUUAAGCCGCAGAAUAUCGCGCAAAAAUACGGAAAAAUCGUCAUAUAAGCGUGAACUGCAGAAGAAAAAACUGGCUGAAGCGGGAAAUGCAAACAUAUGGAACACGCUCCACAUCGACAUAAACGCAACAAUAACAGCUGUUUCGCGUCAACUAGAAUUGGAGAAAAAGAAAAUUUUGGACGAAAAGGAUGCUGCUGUGAAUGUGGCUCUUACGGAAACGCUUGUAUUGAACGAGCUUACUAAAUGGUUAGAUGAGCAGGGUAUUAAUUACCAACAAUACCAAAUAUCUAAAUCUGGGCCAACCAAUGAAGACGGUGACGAUAAUGGAAACGUUGAUGACAAGGGUGUCUACCAAGUCCAUCGAUCAGAUGAUACCAUCAUCAUCAAAAAUUUGCCGGUCGAUACGGCCGAAACUGAUUUGGUCGAGAUGUUUUCUAACUACGGUCGUCUUAUGCGUCUAGCAGUCUCACCGUAUACAGUGAUGGGUGUUGUACAAUUUAUAGAGUCAAAAGCAGCCAAAGCUGCUUUUAGGAACCUUGCGUACAAACCUUAUGGAGGCUUGCCAAUGUACCUGGAAUGGGCUCCUGUCAAGCUGUUCCACGGUGACGCCCCGUUGAAAGAACUGCCAAGCAAAAAACAAAUGGAACCGCAACUCUUAGACACCAGGGUGAGCGAAACGCCACGGGCUGUUGAGCCAGAGGAAGAAACGGAAGAUGUCGCUCCGACAAAUGUAAGCGUAUACUUGAAAAACCUCAACUUCAAGACGCGCAAUGACACUCUUAAGAAUCAUUUCGGUGGAUGCAAGGGUUAUGUGUCAAGUAAAGUUGUAAUGAAGGACAACGAUACCCUUUCGAAGGGUUUCGGUUUCGUCGAAUUCGAUAGUCUGGCGAACGCCAAAGCGGCUAUAAGGGCCAAAACAGGCCUGCUCAUUGACGGGAAGUUGAUAGAAAUGUCAAUCGCCAAGCGUACUGACAAGCCUGUAGCCGAAAUCGCUGAUAACAAGUUGCUCAAGGCUACAACGAAAAUCAUCGUCAAGAACUUAGCCUUCCAAGCUACGAAACAGGAUCUGUACAAAAUGUUCAGCUUCUAUGGCAAUGUCAACAGCACUGUGCAAGAUGUCAGCGCAGCUGGAAUUGCCACCAGGACGUCACAAGAUGCGUCGGCGGUAGGUCACAUGGGCAUGCCCAACACCCACCCCCCCGUGGCUGCAAACAAGACAUUCUUCGCAUCAGUCUUAGAGUGGAUCUAUGGAGGCGAGCAAGUCACCUUCCAUAAAGUUAACGAGACUCUUCAACUUGUUGUAACGACGUUCAUCAACAUACACCGUAAAAAGGCUGUCCCGACCCCUUACAUCGAAAUCCAGAAGUCAGUGCCAUUAUACGCUGCCGACCAGGAACGCUCCCUCCUGCAUUUCGUGCUUACAGGCGGUUCAUCGAACGAUCCUGUUCAGGUCAACAGCGCCAAGCUUAAGCUGAAACGCGUCCACAAUGGCACUGAUUACGCUCUGGAGUGCCCUAACAGCAGCAUCAAGGUACAACGUGUGCAUCCCCCUGACGGUGAGGGCAAGGAGGAACCUCAAGUUAUAGGAAAGCCAGUCACCGCUGAUGCUUCUGGUGAGCAGGUUACGUGCGAUAUUAGCAGCAUCUUUGCUGAAGCAGCUGGGUCAAUCAAUUACAGGGACUUCUGGCUCAUGCUUGAAAGCGAGCCAUUGUGUUACUUUUCAUUUGAUGCCAGUCCUAGCGCAACAAACGUCACACUUGAGACCGUGAGAACCGUUAAAGAGGAACGCCCUCCUCAGACUCAAUCACUGGUUGGUCCUAUCGCCAUAGUCAGUAUCUUCGUGAUCGGCGGUGCUGCCUAUUUAUUCAGAAAUAAAAGAACCGAUUACACCUACUUCCAAGACCAAGAUGCCACCGUGCUAAUCGAGGACAUAUCCAACCUCCUCAAUGAUGCGGAUUUGUCGGUUCGCGCCGAAGCGCUCGCGUCAUUUGCGUCUUCGGCACACUUGUUCAUGUUUCACGUGUUGCUAUCACGGGCUAUGUAUCCUGAAAGCUCCGUAGCAAGGGAUGCGUUCGCCGAUCUGGCUUGCGCUUUGAGCCUUGUUCAACAUGCAGCCGCCAACAUGGAUGCCAGCGACUGUCGCGGUAAAAAUGGUGUCGCGAGCAUCUCCGAACUUGUUCAUUCAGUUACGCGGUCGCCGGUGGCGAAUGCGCUAAGGGUGAUUAUGAUGGAACUCGCUGUACUGGCUCAACUCGGAGUCUUGCCAUCCAAAUCAGACAAGACGAAGAAUGUAAUGGAUGCCGUUGAUGCGUCCGAGAACCAUGCAUACUCAUCAACUAGUGCACGGGAAGUGACAAAAAAUGGUGAAAUGACUGACAACAUGCGUGCAGUCCGUAGAUAUGAUAUCGAUGAUUGGUGUCCUGUCGUGCGUGCUGACCGUGAGGUCAUGAUGCAGUUGGAGUAUUGGAGCGCUACUGCAACGCGAAUGGUUCGUAGUUGCAUGUUUGCCGCCACCAAAUCGAACACACCCUCCACGCUGGCUCGGAGCCUGCUCGCCGCAGAAGUAGCAACUACACUCGUCUCCCAUUAUCCACAUCAGUACUUCCAUGCGCUCAUUCCACCGCUAGUAGCGACUCAUACGCACCUAUUCAGGACUGUAGGUGCGUACGAAAACUUGAUACACCGAGUUUUUACUAGCCAGAUCGCACAACCGUUCCACACUGAACUUGUGUCGAUACUCAAUGAAGCCGGCUACCGUUGCGACCUCGUGGAAAUGUAUAAACGAGCGCACGUGGCUGCAUCUGGUAACAGGUGUUACGUGUUUGGAGGCGAGGGACAAGUUAGAGAGGACGAUGCCGUCGACUUGGUAGCGAUGAUACAUGAAAACUGGGACCCCGAGACUCGGUUACAACUUGCACUGCAAAAACCAGAAAAUAAAUUGGACGCAGCACAACUUCAGGAGUUCAAGGCGGCACAGAUAUUUGAAUCUGACCGGAUUUCUAUCAAAUAUCUGCAUUUAUCAGGGAAUAUUUUCGGCAAUGCCAACUCCAUGAUGAGACUAGCACCGCCUAAAGAACUAGUGGAAGAACCUGCUCUAGAACUGGAAUGUACACCCAAUAUCAAGUACACAAUGCCAGUAAACACUAUGGCGAUAGUGCCUACGCGAUGCGAGACUAUAUGCGAACGCCAUCAACUUUACACUACCCUGGUUGCAACCCAAAUGAUGGAUACGGCAAUAUCGUAUACAUGGCACUUGAGACGAGCCGUUAUAGCCGGCAACAGGCCUAGCAGGUUUGACGCAUUUAGCCGCGCGCUUUUAAACAAAUUAUUCCUGGGCAUGACUCUAGCCCUGGGUACGCAGCGUAGCAUGCUCUCUGCCCUUGUGGACCACAUGGCCCAAAUGGUCAUGAUAAGUUGUUCUCCAACGGAAACGCAAGGUGGCAGUCAAUCUCGUGCACGUCAUCAACGCAGCGCUAUGUAUUCACCAGCGCUCACGGAUGCCCGCACUGUCGGCGUUGCGGAAUUGUUAGCACAGAUAGCUAGCGAUCACCGGACGGAUCCACUGGAAAAACUGCUUGAAUACCUCGGCGAACUUUUGAUGGCAAAGGCGUCCAUAGAGCUUGCCAGGGAACUCGUGCUGCAAGAUAAAGACCAUAGUCCAUCAUCAUGUGUAAAGACGGAGGAUAUUACAGAGGCUCCAGAAAACACGUCAGAGGUGGAGGUAGUUACAAGUGCACGUCUUAGCUAUGGUGACAUGGUCGAACUGGUUUUAAAUAAGCUCUAUGCCCCUGGACUAUUGAAGGUGGUAGAUGUACGCGAUGCUUAUGUCCUGCAGAUUUGCAAGUUCGUACUCAAUCUAUCGGUGGUACCACUUUCACUCGUCGACCAGAUAAACGCGUGGGUGGCGGACCCGGUCAGCAGAAGACUUGCAUUCUCACUGACCUCAAACAUACUCAAGAGAUCUCAGUUUACAGACCUAAAGCGACGUGUCCUUCUGUUGUUCCUGCGUUUUGUCGUUUCUGACGAUUUAGAGAUUCGGGGCCUUUUCUUAAGGCUCAUCUCUUCACCCAAAGGGCUGUACCACGCGAACGUCGAGGGACGGCGUUACAGCGUGCCAGAGCGUGAAUCAGUUCACGAUGCACUUGUUUCUUGGAUUCGUGCUGGAGGUGGUUGUUCGGAAUGCAAACUGGGACCAUACCUUACCAAGGAUGUUGUAGUACAAUGUGAAACUAUGGUUGGCAGGCCACUUUGGCAGUGGCCUUUAGGUCUGAUCAACGAGAUUUCCAGUGCCCACAAAGCAAUGGCUACGCAGAAUGGUGUUGAAUGUAAAGGCUGUGACUGGCAAGGUUUCCUCGAACAAAUUAAUGCUCCUCCAAAACUACCUGAUGAGGAGGUAGACUGGUCUCUCUUGUCCUCCGUGUGGCUCGAAGAACUUUUCGCUCUUAUGGCUCUUCCGAACUCGGUGAAUGCGCAUCCUUUCAUUACACAAUUAGUGAGCGAGGUGCUGCAGGAUAUCCAAGAUACUGAUACCGUGCAACCUUUACUCGUCGCUGCUGGAAAGAAUCCCGCACUGGUACCUUUUGUCUGUGGGUUUGCUGACAAGCUGAGAGAGGAUGUAGCUAAAGCGGCUCGUCAGAGUUGCUGUGCUCACAUAAGUGAGCUUAAACAGGUGCUCAAGCAUAUUCGUGGUUCGGAUGAAUUCCUUGUUAAUCUUAUGGGUGACGUGCGUAUGAUGUGGCUUGACCCUCGGUACAAGUUGCUUGAAGUGUGGCAGCAGGAACCUUCUCAUCCCAAAGGUCUUGUAGAAGUCUGUGUAAAACAGAUAGGAACCUGCGAGGAAUAUGUAUUGCAGCUGUCUCCAUUCCUGAGUGUCGAACAGUUGGAACUUUUGGUGACACACCUAUUCAACAACAGCACUGAGGAUGCACUGAAGCGCGUUCUGUCGUUGCUGAUGAGCGUGCCUCACACUUUCCGACGUGAGCAGAAAGAAUUGAAUUUGGCUUUGCCUCAGCACUUCAUGUACCAAUGCUACAAUGUCAAACCGUUUAAGGAACUGCUGAAAAAACAAACAGGACUGCUUGACUACUGCGUUGACUGUUGUGUAUCUGGUCAAAUGACCGUUGAAGCGGCUUUAUCUGCGUGUACACUAAUCGUGGAGAGUAGUGAAAAUGUGUCAUUUGUGUUUGGUCGUGUUCUUUGUCAACUUGUCCAGAAAGUGCCUAACACACGUAGUGUGAUAGUACAAGCCAUAUUGCCAACAUUAUUUCAGCGUAAUGCGUGGGUUGACAAAAUGUUGUGGCGUGGAGUUGUAAUCUGCAUGACUACCCUCUGGCCGGGACACAAGGAACAGCUCUGCAGGUUGCUACUUCUGCUUCCACCGGAACAUGGCGAGUCUACCAUAAAGACCCUUCAGACGCAACACAAUGUUAUUGCGUUUUUGGAGUCUACGCUGCCUCAGCUCGACCACACUGUGCAUAUCCCAGCGUACAUCAAGAUGAUGUUAUCGCUAUAG